Messenger RNA from Paraglomus occultum, 333 nucleotides. NCBI's taxonomy places the organism in Eukaryota, Fungi, Glomeromycota, Glomeromycetes, Paraglomerales, Paraglomeraceae. The record is from the annotation of a GenBank genome assembly.
AUGGAUAUAAAAACUUCAUUUGCAACAAAAAAAAAAACAACUCGACCGGAUCUCCUCGGCUACGUUCACGAUGUACUCAUGUUAAAGGGUGAAGAGAAGGCCUUUGCGAACCUUUUCGAUAAAGCUAAAAUAAAAAGAGAACUUUUAUCAAAAUUCAGCAAACUCGACCCGAUAUUCAAUGCUCGAACGGAUGGGUAUAAAUUUAAAAAACGGAUUGGUGUUCACCGAAUUACACUUCAUGGAGAGGCAAACAGUGCGUCACUUACAGGCAUAACAGAGGAGAAAUUGAGGUUGCAAGAGGUCUUAGCUGAAUAUGAUUUUGAAUAUAUUUAG